CCCCCAAGUGUUCCUUCUCAUAACGUGCGAUUGUCAACACGGGCGCGACUGCACAGAAACUACGACCUCGUACGGCAACUAGUGUACCAGCACACGACGAACUCCCUCCUGUCUACUGUCUAGCACCCCCCACCGCCAACAUGUCGUCCCCAGCAGCACAAACGAGCGGUGUCAAAGGCGGCAAAGAGCCCAUUCUCUUCCGCUUUUGCUCGGAAUGCUCCAACCUUCUGUUUCCCCGCGAAGAUAAAUCCGAGAACAAGUUGCUUUUUGCGUGCCGCACCUGCAACUUCACCGAAGAAGCACCCUCGUCUUGCGUGAUGCGCCACGAAAUCGCUUCGACGGUGGGAGCUACGGCCGGUGUGACAGCGGAGGUUGCCCAAGAUCCCACGUUACCACGAGUGCAGAAACAGUGCACAGAGUGCGGCGAAAACGAGGCCGUCUUUUUCCAGUCGCAGCAGCGCACUGCCGAGACGGGCAUGGCCCUGUACUACGUGUGCGCGGGGUGCGGUCACGUCACACGCCCAUCCGACAACAACUAGGCGAAUUGCGACAUGACAUGCAUGCGGUUGGCGUUUGUUCUCAUGAUAGAUAUAUAAUAUUGCGAGGAGUUUAGGGAGGAAAAAA
Bipolaris sorokiniana ND90Pr is the source of this 624-nucleotide messenger RNA. RefSeq lists its product as uncharacterized. Gene Ontology annotation, biological process: transcription initiation at RNA polymerase II promoter; transcription-coupled nucleotide-excision repair; maintenance of transcriptional fidelity during transcription elongation by RNA polymerase II. Gene Ontology annotation, cellular component: RNA polymerase II, core complex. The coding region runs from base 141 to 539 and encodes 132 amino acids. The transcript is spliced from 4 exons. The record is from RefSeq and is a predicted model, not a curated record. NCBI's taxonomy places the organism in Eukaryota, Fungi, Ascomycota, Dothideomycetes, Pleosporales, Pleosporaceae. Gene Ontology annotation, molecular function: zinc ion binding; DNA-directed RNA polymerase activity; nucleic acid binding.